Molecule: messenger RNA, 609 nt
Organism: Penicillium pulvis
Lineage: Eukaryota; Fungi; Ascomycota; Eurotiomycetes; Eurotiales; Aspergillaceae
Exons: 1
Coding region: 1-609 (202 amino acids)
Source: RefSeq, a predicted model, not a curated record
AUGGAGACUCGCAAUCACCCCCAUCAACCCGCUCAACCACCUAAGCAAGCCGCCUACGCCCAAGCUUCAAACCCAGUGUCACAUAGUCCACAAGAGCAAAGAGCCCCAGAAGCUGCUACACGGCACCAUGGCGAUGCCCCCAUUGCAAUCACAAGGGGCGCAGAUUCGAAACCGUCAAGCGAUGAAGCACGCACACGCCUGACUGAGCAACACACACUGGAACAAGACAGAAUGCAAAACUCCCCGGAUGUCGAUCUAGAGUAUGGGGUAGAGGAGCAACCCGCAGAAGGCUAUAUUGCGGAUUCAGUCAAGCGCAAGGGUAUGGGGAUGCGACGUGCCCAGGCUGGCGCACACGCCGGACCUGUUGGGAGCGCUGGUGGGCCUGGACAUCCAGGAUUUGGAGAGCAAAGGGAUCUUGCUGCUCACAUGGGUGAAAAACGGGCAGUGCAUGAUCGGAUGCUCGGAGAGAAAGUUGGAGAGAAUCCACCAGAGCAUGAUGUCGCCGAUAGAGAGGCCGCUCGGCAACGCAAGCUGAAUCAGAAUGAACAUCUGGACGUGGCUGGGGCAGUUAAAGAGGCGAGUGGAGACCGAGUAGUAACUACUGAAUGA